Messenger RNA from Cuculus canorus (common cuckoo), 5940 nucleotides. RefSeq names its product protein phosphatase, Mg2+/Mn2+ dependent 1M (gene PPM1M). The record is from RefSeq and is a predicted model, not a curated record. Bases 44 to 1414 code for a protein of 456 amino acids. Gene Ontology annotation, biological process: protein dephosphorylation. The transcript has 10 exons. Gene Ontology annotation, molecular function: protein serine/threonine phosphatase activity. NCBI's taxonomy places the organism in Eukaryota, Metazoa, Chordata, Aves, Cuculiformes, Cuculidae.
CGGCCCGCAGCGCCCCCCGCGGGCCCCGCCCCGCAGCCGGGCCAUGUCUGCCGGGUGGCUGCGGCGGGUGCGGAGCGGCCCCGCGGGGGGGCGGCGCGGCGGCUCGGGGGAUCCCGGCCCGGGAACGCCGCCCACCGCCCUGCGUUACCGCCGGCCCAAGUUCCUGCGAGGAGGCGGUGAGGAGAGCCCGCGGGGCCUGAGGGCCGUGCGGGGCGCCGGGCACAGCCUGCCCUGGGGCGCGGGAUACGCCGAGGUUAUCAAUGCCGAGAAGUCGGAGUUCAAUGAGGACCAGGCAGCCUGCUGUCAGAUCUCCCUCCGGAGGAGAGAGCCGGGCCUAGAGGAGGACGAAGAAUGGCUGAUCCUGUGCUCCACGCAGUUCCUGACUGGUUACUACUGGGCGCUGUUUGAUGGCCAUGGUGGCCCAGAAGCUGCCAUCAUUGCCUCCAACUAUUUGCACUACUGCAUCAAGCAGAAGCUGGAGGAGGUUGUGGGAGGCAUCACAGAGGCUCGUCCCCCCAUGCAUCUGAGCGGACGCUGUGUUUGUGACAGCGACCCACAGUUUGUGGAGGAGAAGCGCAUCCAUGCAGAAGACCUGGUGGUGGGAGCCCUGGAGAACGCCUUCCAGGAAUGCGAUGAAGUCAUCGGCCAGGAGAUGGAAUCUACGAACCAGACGGGAGGCUGCACUGCUCUGGCUGCCCUCUAUUUCCAGGGAAAGCUGUAUGUGGCCAACGCUGGGGACAGCAGGGCAAUUCUCGUUCUGAAGGACGACAUCGUGCCCAUGAGCUGUGAGUUCACACCCGAGACAGAGAGGCAGCGAAUCCAGCACUUGGCUUUUCUUUUCCCCAAGCUCCUGGAUGGCGAGUUCACACGCUUUGAGUUCCCACGGAGGUUGAAGGGAGAUGACGUGGGCCAGAAAGUCCUGUACCGAGAUUACUUCAUGGAAGGCUGGGGAUACAAGACGGUGGAGAAAGCCGACCUCAAAUAUCCUCUUGUCCACGGUCACGGGAAGCAGGCUCGCUUGCUGGGGACUCUGGCUGUCUCUCGAGGUCUGGGCGAUCAUCAACUCAAAGUCAUUGACACCAACAUUGAAGUCAAACCUUUCCUCUCCUGCAUUCCCAAGGUGAAUGUAUUUGACUUCGCUCUGCAUGACGUCCAGGAAGAUGAUGUCCUCAUCAUGGCAACCGAUGGCCUCUGGGAUGUUCUGUGCAACAAAGAGGUGGCCCAUAUGGCCAGGAGCUUCCUUGCAGAAAACAGCACAGAUCCUCACAGAUUUUCAGAACUGGCCAAGUGCUUGGUUUGCAGAGCAAGGGGAAAGAAUAGAGGCCACCAGUGGAUGCUGGAUGACAGCCACGAGGCAUCCUACGAUGACAUCUCUGUAUUUGUCAUCCCACUACACAACAGGGAUAAGGACUGACCACGAGCGUGACACACAGGAUCUCGGUGUCCCCCUGCUGUGGUGCUCUUCAGCAUCAACCUGAGAGUGAGUGUUCUCUGCUGUGCACGUAUGCUCCUUCCAGCAAAACCACCUGUAGUGGAACCUGGAAUUGCACAGCCAGAACUUAUGCAGAAGAUCAGCAAGAACGUUAGCUCCUUAAGAACAUGCAAGAGAUAAACAGUGGGCAACAAAUCAUUCCCUUUUUACUCCUUUCUCUUUGAUGGACCAAGCAGAAAUUGCAAAGGGGGCCAUGCAAGCUGAAGGGUACUAAUUUUAAGACCUUUGCGGUACAACAAGCCCCAAUCCACAUUUCUAGUGACCCAUCUUUUUUGACAAAUGAGAUCCAGUCACGCUUACGAGCUGGAUUUUAAAUCAGACUUGAGUUAAAUCGUGUAAGACUGGAUGCAUAAGCUAAAAUGUCCCUUGUAUCCAUUUGCUCUAACGCGAGAUGUACUGAAAACUCAGGAGCUGCUGCUAAGACUGUGUGAGGUGCAGCCAUAUCCGCCUGAUUCAAGUGCCGAAGCAGUAGCCCAGACUUUUCGAGGAGAUUGACAUUUGGAGGCAGCACCACCUCAAAACAGACAAUUUGAGCAGAUGAAGCUACACACUGGUGUACAGGAGCCUCCUGUGCAGACACGUGCCUUACUAUUCAAGAGCAUUUAAGUAUACUCGUAUGUAAUGCAACGUACAGGUUUCUAACACACUUUUCCCCUUCAUUCAGGUAAUUUCUGACAGCAAAGCUGGUAGCACUGAUGAGAACAGAAGCGGUUUAAAUACAUCUGGUUUAAGUAAACAAAGUAAAACAAAACUGGUUUUGUUCAAACGUAUCUGCAAGUGCUGACUCUCAAGCACUUGGACUCGAAUUUCAACAGGAAGGGCAGUGCAGGAGACAUCCCAAACUGAGGUGUGCCUUAAACUCUGAGAAUCUGCUUCGUAACCUCUUUAUUAGCCAGACAAAUUCAGGUCUGGACAAACUUCCCAUCUCCCCUAGUUCCUACUUUGGUUUUUGUUAUUCAUUACACAAGUUGCAAGGCUCCCUAGCGAAGCAGACAAACCCCAGUGCCUGGUUAAGUUCCAUGUGGAUGGAAGGCCAAAUAAAAACAUUUUUAAUGCAUCUUGUUGCAGUUUUUUUUUCCUGUCAGAGGUUUUACCCAGACCUGAGAUGGAGAAAAGCAGCCUUAGAAAAUCACAGGGAUAUUUUUUGCUUCCCGUUCAUCUUUACUGACAACUGGUAGAUUGAAGCAUUCCCUAAGCAGUACUGCCCAAGGGACAGGUGUUUGCUUUUCCCUAACCUCUCGGGUUUAACCUGAAAGCAAUGUGGAUGGAGUUUUACCCGUUAACCCAAUGCUGGCUGCUGCCCCCCUACAGCAGCUGUAAUGCCAUACAUAACAUUGACUGUAAUGGUCAGUCUCCUGCUACUCCAAACCAACAAACUAUUUUCCCACCUUCCUGAUGAGAAAGGGAUUAGGUCCUCCAACCAGACCCCACGCUUCUGUGAACACCCUCCUAUCUAGGGUGCCAUACUUCAACGAGUAGCUGCUUCCCUAUCCUAGUAUGUUCCUAGGCAGGAAAAGCCUCUUAAAAUGGACAAUAUAUGUAGGGCUGGCUCCAGAGCAUCACAAAUUCCACCACAAAGCUUCUGACUUGCCAAAAUGAAGGAGCUUUUCUAAAAAGGAUGAUUUUCCCAUCCUCCCUCUAAGAAACCAAGCAAAUUGUAUCCCGCUGGGCAAACACAGAAUUUACAGCACUUUGAUCUCUAGAAAAUAUUUAUUAGUAACAGCCACAGCAUUGAAUUCUCCACGUAUUUUCUGACAAAGCAUAAUUUGAUUUUAUCUAUUUACACUGGUCUGGUAGAUGCCCACGUAGGAGUCAAAAUCCCCACACCAACUCAACAAAGAGAGCAGUUUCCAAAAGGCUCACUGGGAUCCCAGCCCCUGACCCAAACCCAAGGUGAAGUCUCUUAAAGUGCAUAAACAAAGAGGCAUCGCACAGGAUACACCGCUGCUUCCCAGCCUGUUCACUUAGUUGCUCCUGUGUCACCCAGAGCAGGGGCUGGGACAUUCGCCAAGGACCUGGGAGCCUCAAUAAACCACAACAAACCUCUCAAAAACAAACUUGGAGAAGAAAAUUGAACCCAACAAUCUCCUACAGCCCAAGCAGAUGUGCUCGGCCACUACCACUGCUUAUGGAGAGGUGGGCGACUGAGUCCCACUCUCCCCUCAUUUUGAAUAAAGGUCUUUCCUUCAUCCCAAAGAACACGGGGAGGAUUCGUCUUCUAAAUGUCAAUUUUGGAGGGAGAAUGCUGUUUCCUGCUUGAUUUUACGUAAGGUUGGACACUCUUAGAGCUGUGAGUGCCGUUUUUUAAUGAGGUCUGUUUCUCAUUAGCUGGCUGCCCUGAAGAGCACAGGCACUGCCAUCCUGAUAACUUUUAGAGAAGCACAUAGAAGCUGGAAGCCAAAAGCUUCAUUCACCUUUCUGGCCCAACCUUCUAGAAAUAUGCGACAGAUUUCUGUGACAAUACUUGGCAUAAUUCCCUCUCUUGAGGGCACAUAAAAAACCCUCAGUGCUACAUCAAGCACAAAUGAUGCCUUGGUGUGGGUGGCAGUUGGCUUUAAUGAGAAGGCAUUCAGCUUUAAUUCUGAACUAAGCAUUAGCGUAGUGUUGCCCACAAACUUCUACAUUUAUCUUCACUCCAGAAAGACACCGAUGUUCUUUGUGUACGUGUCCUCCUAAAUCAGUCCCUCGCUCCUCUUAAACAUUUCAUUUCAUGCCGCGACGCACAAUGCUUUACAACACUGCAGAGCUGAACAACGGUCUUUAGACAAGUGCUCAAACCACAUUAGCAAUGACUAUUUUUAGCAUAAAAGGCUUCCAAAUGCUUCCCUGGUAAAAAGUAACAAGGAAAACCACUGGAGGCUAUCGUUUCACUUCCUCAGGCAAUAGACUUUGUAAACCCCUGAAAGUUUUGCUACCGAAUGCUGAAAUUUAACUGUUAAAAUGCACUACAUCCCCUAAAUAACUGUAUGCUACAAACCACUGCAAAAAACGGCUGCCUACGGAAACACCAACAAUGGUAAAAUAGCACCAAGCAGCCUGAAAUGUAACAACAGGGAGUUGAAGAGGUGGCUUUGGAAAGACAGUCACUGUGGGAACCAAGAUAGGGGUCCCCCCCUUAUGGGGGACGUGGGACAGCAUGAGAAGAGGGAUGCUGGUGCAAUAGCAUAAACCUUUCAUCUGCAUCUCCAACAGCAGGCCUGUUUGGCAAGGUCAAAGCUGUCCCCUUCCCUCCUCCUGUCUGGAGCACGGCAGACUUGCAUCACAGACCUGUGCCGUCAGAAAUGGCCCUAAACCUACACGGUAAAAUGAGCAGAGGCAAGGCACAAAGCCUAAGAAGCUUCAACCCCAGCACUGAUCCAUGCAUCACUUUUAUCAGACAGGCUUAGGCGGGCAGUCCUGCUGACUGCCACAAGCAAAUGCUGCGACUCAGGACCUGCCACUACAUUAAAGGAACCAGCAGUGGAGAAAUGUGCAUUCCCAGCACAGUUCCACUGACAAGGUCUGUGGGAAACAAAACUGCAAGGAAAAGCAAAACAGAAGCAGCUGUUCUACAAGCCAAUUUACUUUUCCAGGGAGUCAUGCUCUGAAUUAUAUACAAGGCCCCACAGUUGAGACGAACUUUGCUGCAAUAGGGGACCAUUGGCAACUGACCCAAGGUAAAAUGCUCAAGCACAGCUCCCCAGUACAGACUGGCACUUGAGAGCAGAGAGAGCUCAUGUGACUGAGCGAAAGAAUUGGUUUUCCAAGCUGUGACCCCACACAUAAAACCAAGUGCGUUUAGAAAAGCAAGAAUACAAAGAACAUGACAUUUUUUGCCAGCCGACUGGUGGAUGCAUUUGAUCAAUGCAGCUUUUCAGGCAAAAAAACCUGGAACCAGGCUUGAAGACCUGCUUACCAGCCCUUCUGUACCAUUCGCCCACAAGCCCCUUCGGAGCAGCAAUAUACAUCCCUCCCAUCUCUCUGCAGGGGCGUUCCUUGGAGCAGCGCCAUAGAAUCAGUACAGUCAUGUGUAAGAUCUUUAAAAUUCAAUGCUGAACACACCAUCUGGCAAAGGAAGCAUCGCUCUUUUGGGGCUACCGCUGAAAACCUGUAACAAAAAGUAACAAUGAACUAACCCCACAUCAGUUUUACCUACAAAGCGAUACAGGUCUAAUCCUGGUGCUGGGAAAAUUUAACGGAGCUUAUUUACAAACCAGGAGGGGAAAACUGCAUCAGUGAAGGCAAACACAGCCUAGACACCCCACAACACUGGCCCACGUCAUAGUCUUUAAUAUCUAAAAGUAAAAAAAUAUGGCCCAUUCCCACUGCCCACCCCCCACCCCCGCCCCGAUAUUUACAAGUAAAAUCAGCCAAGAUGAUACAAGAGGAAGAUACACAGGCAGACUGUGCUUUCAGUCCCAGUUUGGCUCCUCCAUCUUCCUGCUGUCAGACUCCUUUAUUGCUUGGGA